GGCUAAAGUGGAUAAAUAACACUGACAACAAGUAGCGCUGAGCGGAGCCUGCAGCCAUCUGAAGUUUCAUGAAGCAUCAGUGAGGGAAGCUCAGAGGUGAUCUGCCCACCCUGCAGGCAGAGCAGGACCAAAUGCACGUGCUCUUCUACUACAAGAUGAAGCUCUUCAGUCUGGUUUGACAACUGAUCAGGUGGUGUUAAGUAAACAAAUCAGCUAUGUCAGGAGGGCCACAAACCCUUCGACUUGAAGAAAGGAAUGCAUCUACGUGCUUAAAUUUGUCAGGAGGAGGAAUGUCUCUGACGGUAGGGAAGACAAGCUCUUUAGUGAACUGGUGCCUCAUGAUUUUAUCCACUUUGCAUAUCUGCAAAUAUGAUAUCAGCAUGAUCUUCCUGCCUGGGCUGAUGGAAGUCGAUAAACUCUGUGGGCUGCCUAGUGCUGGACACAAGCCCGAAACUUUAAUGACACUGAAGGCAGAGGAGUGUCGCAGUGCUUCCAAGUACCAAGACAUCGGUGGCAUUAUGGAGAUUUACGCAGCUGCAGGGAUCAAAAUGAUGUCUCUCUCAGCAGAAACCUGCUUUUUGGGUGACUCGAUGAUGAUGAAGUCUGGGACCUGUUCAGGGGAACCCAUAGCAGAGGUCACAGUUCAAGUGAGUAUGUUUUUGAACACAUUAACCCCCAAGUUCUAUGUUGCCCUGACAGGCACUUCCUCACUAAUCUCGGGACUUAUUUUGGCACCAACUAGAAAGAUCCCAGAGAAGUUUGCCACUGCUGUGAAGGGGACAAGGUCUGUGAAGAUGAGCUCCCUUCCCACUAUCUUCGAGUGGUGGUACUUCCGCAAGUACGGGACGUCCUUCAUCGAGCAGGUCUCGGUGAGCCACUUGCGCCCCCUGCUGGGCGGGGUGGACAACAGCGCGCCCAGCACCGCCAGCGCCGCCAACGGGGACGCGGACUCCAGCCGCCAGAGCGUCUCAGAAUGCAAAGUCUGGCGAAAUCCUUUAAAUUUGUUCAGAGGAGCUGAAUAUAAUCGGUAUACAUGGGUAACAGGGAGAGAACCUUUGACUUACUAUGAUAUGAAUCUUUCAGCACAGGACCAUCAGACAUUCUUUACAUGUGACACGGAUCAUUUACGGCCUGCAGAUGCUAUAAUGCAAAAAGCCUGGAGAGAGAGAAACCCCCAAGCCCGAAUUUCUGCAGCACAUGAAGCUUUGGAAUUGAAUGAGUGUGCUACUGCCUAUAUACUCUUGGCCGAAGAGGAAGCGACAACAAUUGUAGAAGCAGAGAAGCUGUUCAAGCAAGCUCUGAAAGCUGGAGAGGGCUGUUACAGGCGCAGCCAGCAGUUACAGCACCAUGGUGCCCAGUAUGAAGCCCAACACAGAAGGGACACCAAUGUGUUAGUUUAUAUUAAGAGGAGGCUGGCAAUGUGUGCAAGAAAGCUGGGAAGGACCAGGGAAGCAGUGAAAAUGAUGAGAGAUUUGAUGAAGGAGUUUCCUCUGCUCAGCAUGUUCAACAUCCAUGAAAACCUGCUAGAGGCUUUAUUGGAACUGCAAGCAUAUGCAGAUGUUCAGGCAGUCUUAGCAAAGUAUGACGAUAUAAGCUUACCAAAAUCAGCAACAAUAUGUUACACAGCUGCAUUGCUCAAAGCCAGAGCUGUCUCUGACAAAUUUUCUCCAGAGGCUGCCUCAAGGCGAGGGCUGAGUACUGCAGAGAUGAAUGCAGUAGAAGCUAUUCACAGAGCAGUAGAAUUUAAUCCACACGUGCCAAAAUAUCUACUAGAAAUGAAAAGCUUAAUUCUGCCCCCUGAACAUAUUCUGAAGAGAGGGGACAGUGAAGCAAUAGCAUAUGCUUUCUUUCACCUUCAACACUGGAAAAGAGUAGAGGGGGCAUUGAAUCUCUUACACUGUACAUGGGAAGGCACUUUCAGAAUGAUCCCCUAUCCACUGGAAAAAGGACAUCUUUUCUACCCUUACCCUAUUUGUACAGAAACUGCAGAUAGAGAACUACUACCAUCAUUUCAUGAAGUUUCAGUUUACCCUAAGAAGGAGCUUCCCUUCUUCAUCCUCUUCACUGCUGGACUUUGUUCUUUCACAGCCAUGCUAGCCCUCCUGACACAUCAGUUCCCAGAGCUUAUGGGGGUCUUCGCAAAAGCUUUUCUCAGCACCCUCUUUGCCCCUUUAAAUUUUGUGAUGGAAAAAGUAGAAAGUAUCCUGCCCUCCAGUCUGUGGCACCAGCUGACGAGGAUCUGAGGGAGCGCGCCUGCUGACUGACUGCCAUGACAUCUUCUGUGCCAACUUUUUGUUGACCACAAGAAAGCAUGAUAAAAAAGGGAAGCAGUUCUAAGACUUUAAAACUCUUCAUGGAUUGUCUGUUCUCAUACAAAAACUGUUUUGUUGUACAAAAUACAUUGAUGUUAGGUUCUAUUAUAUUUUGCCUUCAGAAAAGAAAAACUUAAAAAUAAACUUUUGUGUAUUGCA
Falco peregrinus (peregrine falcon) is the source of this 2471-nucleotide messenger RNA. RefSeq names its product suppression of tumorigenicity 7 (gene ST7). The transcript has 16 exons. The coding region runs from base 216 to 2243 and encodes 675 amino acids. Lineage: Eukaryota; Metazoa; Chordata; Aves; Falconiformes; Falconidae. The record is from RefSeq and is a predicted model, not a curated record.